Molecule: messenger RNA, 2304 nt
Organism: Purpureocillium lilacinum
Lineage: Eukaryota; Fungi; Ascomycota; Sordariomycetes; Hypocreales; Ophiocordycipitaceae
Product: potassium channel
Biological process (GO): potassium ion transmembrane transport; stabilization of membrane potential
Cellular component (GO): plasma membrane
Molecular function (GO): potassium ion leak channel activity; outward rectifier potassium channel activity
Source: RefSeq, a predicted model, not a curated record
AUGGACGAUGGCAGCCUCCAGGGCCCCAUCGACGAGCAUACGGCCGAGGUAGAAGAGGAGCUCGCGCACAAAAUCUCGCCAGAGUCUCGCUUCCAAAAUGACGAGGUCCAUCUCGCGCCGAGCCGCUGGUGGUUCGCCUCGUCGGCGUUUCCCAUGAUAGCCGGAACCCUCGGCCCCGUCGCCUCUGCCUUCAGCAUCUGCGCCUUGGUGCGCCAAUGGAGACAAUGGUGGCCGCCGAAUACAGACAUUGACAAUGCCACCUUUCUUCCGGAUCCCGCCUGGCUCACCAUCGUCAACGCUGUUCAGCUGGCCGUGGCCCUCGUCUCCAACAUGUUCCUUCUGCUGAACAUGACUAAGAGAGUUCGCUUCUCCAUCGCGCAGCCGAUUACAAUAGUCGGAUGGUACAUCUCCGCCAUAUGUCUGAUCGCCUUGAAUGCGACCGCCGCGGGGCCCUUGGACGACGACCUGAACGGCAUCCCCGCCAACGAGAUUGUCUGGUCUCAAGCGUUCUACUACGGAAUCUGGGCCGCCAUUCUCUACUUCAUAGACGCCUCUCUGAUGCUUGUGACCUUUUUGGGCGCAUCCUAUGGACAUUACAGCAAAGACUUCAACCUCACCCCUAGCCAGCGAACCCUCAUGCUGCAGACCAUCAUGUUCCUCAUGUACCUACUGCUUGGCGCCCUGAUAUUCUCGUCUAUCGAGGGCUGGAACUACCUAGACGGCGUAUACUUUGCCGACGUCACACUCUUCACCGUCGGCUUUGGCGACUUCACUGCCUCGACCACGCUUGCGAGAGCCUUGCUGUUCCCUUACGCCCUCAUCGGCGUUAUUAGCCUCGGUCUGGUCAUCAGCUCGAUUCGCAGCAUGAUCCUCGAGCGUGGCCGCCGGGCACUCGACGCCAGAAUGGAGGAGAAGAACCGCCGCCGUGUCAUCCGGACAAUAACGAAGAAGGGCAAGGAUGAUGUUUUGACACCCAUCCAGCGAGAGCCGACGCUUGACGAGCCGCCCCCCGGCGAGUUUGAGCGUCGCCGGACCGAGUUUGAGCUGAUGCGCAAGAUCCAGGAAAAGGCGUCGCAGCGGAGGAAAUGGGUCGCAAUGGCCAUAUCUACCGGAUCAUGGCUCGUCCUGUGGCUUCUGGGCGCCUUCAUCUUCAAGAAGUGCGAGGAGAAGUACCAGGGCUGGACGUACUUUGAUGGCGUCUACUUCUGCUUCGUGUCGCUCAUCACCAUCGGCUACGGCGAUGUCGUGCCCACGUCCAACGCCGGAAAGUCCUUUUUCGUCUUUUGGUCCCUCAUGGCGUUGCCGACCAUGACAGUCCUCAUCUCCAACGCGGGCGACACAGUGGUCGUGUUCAUUCGAGACGCCACCAUCACCCUUGGCAACAUCACCAUUCUCCCGGGAGAGCGCGGCUUCACCGAUUACGUCAAGUAUGUGGCCCAUCAGCUCUCUCUGGGUUCGUUGUUCGACUGCAUGGGCGGUGCUUCUCACGACCUCGAGAAGCAGCGCUCUGGGGCCGACGACUCCCCAGUGGGAUACAAGCUCAAGGACCGGCUCUCGACCCCGAGCUCCAACCGCGACGGCAUGGCGAAGACCUCGUCCAACGCCACCGAUGGUUCGCCGCCAAGCGGCACUUCAGACGCCGCCACCAGGAGCAACCUUGAGCCCAUGUCGACGCACGGGCGCCGCUCGCUGUCUGUCGUUCGCCGCAGGCUCGGGAACCUGCCCACUGGGCACGACCUGCACCUCCUCCUCAUCUCGGAGAUACAGAACGUCGCAAAGCAUGUCCGCGAGGCUAAUCCCCGGCGCUACACCUUUGAGGAGUGGGCGUGGUACCUGGGCCUCAUCGGCGAGGACGAGCGCGACCCGGACACACACCGCAAGGCGCUUCCUAAGCAGAAGCACAAGCACAAGAAGAAGGGCAAUCAUCACAAGAAGCACAACCACAAUCACCACCGCCGCGGCCGUGCCGCCCACGGAGCCGAGCGAGAGGGGGAAGGUUCUCCCCACAACCAAGAUCAAGAAGGCCAACCGCCACGGCGUCGUCCCGAGGACGAGGUGGUCUCGGGCGAGGAGAGCGACGUGCAGCAGUCGCCCGGCGCCAACAACAACAACAAUAGCAACGAGGACGGCAACGACAGCGAGCGCCUAAAGUGGUCGUGGGUCGGCCGCCGCAGUCCCCUUAUGGGCGGGCAGGAGGAGAGCGAGUGGAUCCUGGAGCGCCUCAUGGACCGGCUUAAGGAGUCGCUGUGGGAGACCAAGAAGGUCGCCGACUGUCCUCCCAAAGCCGCUGACGAGUCGCCGUGA